UGCGGGGCGCGGGAACUCCAUUUCCCGGAGUGCUUCGCGGGGACCCCACUUCCUGGAGCGCCUCUCGCCGGCCGAGGCGGGACUCCAUCUCCCAGAGCGCCCCGGUCGGCGCAGCCCUCGCUGGGUCGGGACGUGCGGGCCUGUUCCCCGCGCCGCGGGCGGCGGUGGCCUCGCCGCACGUCUCGGCGGCGGCGGCGGCGCGAUGGACAGCCCCGAGGUCACCUUCACCCUGGCCUAUCUGGUGCUCGCCGUGUGCUUCGUGUUCACGCCCACCGAGUUCCACUCGGCCGGGCUCACGGUGCAGAACCUGCUGUCGGGCUGGCUGGGCAGCGAGGACGCCGCCUUCGUGCUCUACCACCAGCGCCGCACGGCCGCCACGCUGCUGUGCCACUCCCUGCUGCCGCUCGGCUACUACGUGGGCAUGUGCUUUGCAGCCUCAGAAAAGCGGCUCUACUCCCCAAGCCAGGUCCCAGAGGCCUGGCGGUUCUUUCUCCUUCUGGCAGUGACCCUGCCCACCAUCACCUGCACCCUGAUCUACUACUGGUCCUGGGACCGGUGGGCCCGCCACCCGUUGGCUCGAACCCUGGCCCUCUAUGCCCUCCCACAGUCGGGCUGGCAGGCUGUCGCUUCCUCUGUCAACACUGAGUUCCGGCGGAUCGACAAGUUUGCCACAGGGGCACCGGGAGCCCGUGUGAUCGUGACAGAUACGUGGGUGAUGAAGGUGACGACGUACCGUGUGCACGUGGCCCAGCAGCAGGAUGUGCACCUGACUGUGACGGAGUCACAGCAGCAUGAGCUCUCGCCAGACUCGAACCUGCCCGUGCAGCUCCUCACCAUCCGUGUGGCCAGCACCAACCCUUGGGUGCAGGCCUUUGACAUCCGGCUGAACUCCACGGAGUAUGGCGAGUUGUGUGAAAAGCUCCGGGCGCCCAUCCGCAGUGCGGCCAACGUGGUCAUCCGCCAGAGCCUAGGUGACCUGUUCCUGGAGACGUUUGCUUCCCUGGUGGAGGUCAACCCCGCAUAUUCAGUCCCUAGCAGCCAGGAGCUGGAGGCAUGCAUUGGCUGCAUGCAGACACGUGCCAGUGUGAAGCUGGUGAAGACUUGCCAGGAGGCGGCCGAGGGCGAGUGCCAGCAGUGUUACUGCCGCCCUAUGUGGUGUCUCACCUGCAUGGGCAAGUGGUUUGCCAGCCGCCAGGACCCACAGCGCCCCGACACCUGGCUGGCCAGCCGUGUGCCCUGCCCCACCUGCCGUGCACGCUUCUGCAUCCUGGAUGUGUGCGCCGUGCGCUGAGUAGGCCAGGCCAUGGUGAGGGAGCGGCCUUGGGGGUCCUGCCAGCCCUUCCAGGGCCCCCACUGCUGCCUCGGGCAGCCGGGUCUCCAGGCCCAGGGCCCUCACCCAGCUACAGAAGGACGAAGGCAUUUGUUUAGCGAGGACGUUCUCUGCUGAAGUGCUGGCAGUGCAGUGGGAUGGGUCUUCAGGGCCCUGCCUUCAUUUCCCACUCCCCUGGGUACGGGCGGGUACAGAUCAUAGAACACGGCCUGGGCCCAUCUCCUGAGCAUCCUGGGACCCCCGCGCUGUCUUUAAGAGACCCUGGGGUCUGCCCCAGAUGGCCCUAACCUGGCCUCUUGCCUUAAUUUCAUGGAGCACAUCUGCCCUUGGUUACAUGCCAGACCCAGAUUCGUCCAAGCCUGGCUGUGGUUAGUCCUGCUUCUGUUCCCAAGCCAGAUGCUGGUUCCACAAAGCUGCUCUGAGGACCUGGGGCAGAACCUACCAGUGGAGGGGAGACCUAGCAUGCACUCCAGGGUGAGCCCCACCUGGGGCUUCCUGGUGGCUGUUCCUGGAUGAGGUGGCCCCUGCUUGCUCCUUGCCCACGGAGACCCUGGCUUCCCAUCAGGAGCUGGGCAAGGGACUGGCUGCUCUGUCACCUAUCCCUUAGCUGUGUGCUCCUGGGGCCACUCAUCCCCUGGAGGGUCAUUACCUAUGUGCCUUCUGCCCCCAAGAGUCCAGGUAAGAGUCAAGCUUUAGAUCCUUGGCUGGGGAGGCACUGAACCGCUGAAGGCCAAGUGCCACAGUGGCAUCCUGAAUCCACACAAGCUUGUCAGGAUGUA
Molecule: messenger RNA, 2109 nt
Organism: Molossus molossus (Pallas's mastiff bat)
Lineage: Eukaryota; Metazoa; Chordata; Mammalia; Chiroptera; Molossidae
Gene: TMEM129
Product: transmembrane protein 129, E3 ubiquitin ligase
Exons: 4
Coding region: 203-1291 (362 amino acids)
Biological process (GO): protein ubiquitination
Cellular component (GO): endoplasmic reticulum; membrane
Molecular function (GO): ubiquitin protein ligase activity
Source: RefSeq, a predicted model, not a curated record